Linum tenue is the source of this 1794-nucleotide messenger RNA. Lineage: Eukaryota; Viridiplantae; Streptophyta; Magnoliopsida; Malpighiales; Linaceae. The record is from the annotation of a GenBank genome assembly.
AGAGAGCAGGAGAGUCCCAAAACCUAGCCCCCUGCGUUCUGCCGUUCUCCCUUCUCCGUCUCGCCAGAAUCCGGCCGACUUAGCCCUACACGAGACCGCAGGCCGCCGCCUGCGUUCUCCCUUCUCCGUCUUCGCCCGCAUCCCGCAGCAGUGCUUCUACCCGAGUCGGCGACCUCCCACGGCUCCAGCUCCAGCGGCAAUCGACGACCUUCCCUCCGCCUCAGCUUCCGCUCGCGAUUCGCGAAGGAACGAGUCCGCCGGUGACCUCCCUCGGCUCCAGCUCCAGCGGCAUUUGACGACCUCCCUUGGUUUAGUCCGCCUCAGCUCCAGCUCGCGAUUCGCGAAGGACCAGUCCUUGCCGAGCUGCUCUGCCUCCCUGGAAGCAGCUGCGCCUCGCAUUGCUGAAUAAGACCCUGGCUUUCCCUGUUUUAUUCGAUGACGGCAGUAGCGCACAUUUCAUUCGGAUUAUUGCCCAAGGUUACUUUGUUUGGUGAUAGAACGCCAGCAAAAGCUGGAUGCUUUCUACGGAGGCGCCGCUCUUCUUCUCUAGUGGUAUUAGCCAUGUCCACCAGCAGCAACAGCGGUGUCCCAAUCAUGGUAAAUAGCUGUAGUGGAAACAUGGGGAAGGCUGUCAUUAAAGCAGCAGAUUCAGCUGGGCUUCAAAUUCUUCCCUUAUCAUUUGGCUCGGCAGAGGAGUCUGGACAUGUCAUAGAAGUUUGUGGUAGAAGUAUUGAGAUUCAUGGUCCUUCCACACGAGAGGCUGCCCUUGCCUCUACCUACGAUGAACAUCCAAAUAUGAUUGUCGUUGACUAUACAAUUCCUGGUGCAGUGAAUGAUAAUGCGGAGACCUAUUGCAAGGUUGGUGUGCCUUUCGUUAUCGGAACCACAGGUGGAGACAGGGAUAGAUUGUACAAGACUGUUGAGGAUUCAAAAAAUUAUGCUGUGAUAUCCCCUCAAAUGGGGAAACAGGUAGUUGCGUUUCUUGAUGCUAUGGAGACUAUGGCUGAAAGGUCACCCGGUGCUUUUUCUGGCUAUAAGCUUCAGGUGAUGGAGUCUCACCAAGCAGGAAAGUUGGAUGUCUCUGGAACUGCUAAGGCUGUAAUAUCUUGCUUCCAGAAACUGGGAGUGUCAUUCGAUAUGAAUGAUGUACAAUUGAUUAGAGACCCGAACCAACAAGUUGAGAUGGUAGGAGUUCCUGAGGAGUAUCUGUCUGGUCACGCUUUCCACAUGUAUCAUCUGACUUCACCUGAUGAGACAGUUUCCUUUGAGUUUCAACAUAACGUAUGCGGUAGGUCGAUAUAUGCAGAGGGUACUGUUGAUGCCAUCAUCUUCUUGUCAAAGAAGGUUAUGUUGAAGGCAGAGAAGCGGAUCUACAAUAUGAUUGACGUACUGAGAGAGGGUAACAUGAGAUAGACUGUUUGGAUAGCGGAAGGAAUAGUUUAGUUAGUCUAGCUUCCUCUCUGAAGUUUUGAUCCGCACCAAUGAAGAACUGAUGUUAACCAACGUUGUAAUGAGGAAAUGCAUCCCCAAGAUUGAAGGCAUGCGCAGAGCUAUUUCAAGCUUGAAGCUGCGGCAGGCAUGGAGGCUAUUGGUGAUUUAGACUUUUAGCAUUACAAAUUCAGAAUCUGGAGUCAAGACAUUUGUUGGAUAUUCUUCUUUGUUUUGGCGAUGGUGAACUUUUCAGGCAAUAAGAUGUUGGAGUGUACAAUAGAAUUGUCAAUUCAGAAUGGAGGAAGUCAAGAAACAGUUCGAAUUUUUAGUAUUUCAGUGCCAAUCAAUCCUUGAUUUUGGGUC